AUUUACCCCACCACUAUCACGCGCUGUGAGCUCUUUAAUAUAGCGCGAUUGACCCAUAACGUUAUAGGAGGAUACGCAAAUACAACGAAAGAGCUACUAGGUAAAUCAGCAGCUGAGCCGAAUAUCUUAAUACUCGAAUCUCUUCGACUAGACAGAUACCAAGAAGACUACCGCUAGCAAUGGACAUCGACGACAUAUUACGAGAGGUCGAUCCUACAUUCGAUUCCAUCCCCGAAGACACACGCGACUUACAAGCGUUAACACGCGCCUGGGUCGCAGAGAGGUCCUCGCCCGAGCUACUCGAUUGGCCGAUCGACGGCUUGUUCGAGCGCAUAAACGAGCGCAUCAAGCAGCAGAUCGAGAAAAUCGAGGAAAUGACGGGCGAUAUGGAUCCCAAGACCAACUUUGCUUUGAUCGUUAUACAGACCGAGCUUGAGAGGUAUAAGUACUUGGUGCGGAGUUACUUGAGAGCUCGUAUAGCUAAGAUCGACAAGCAUACCCUGCACUACCUUUCCAACCCCGUCAUCCGGGCUCGUCUUUCACCGCCUGAGCUCGCAUAUGCGACUCGGCACCAGGCUCUUCUCCACAAUCACUACCUCUCCUCGUUCUUAUCGUCGUUCCCGGCGCCGCUGCAGAAUCUCAACGAUACGGCUGGGAAUAUUAGUAUGAUAGACACGCCGGACCUGGAUACGGCUGUGUUUAUCCGCUUACUAGGAGAUACGCGUGUCGAAGGGCGGGGCACAGACGAGGAUGGCGCGAUGGAUGGUAAGAAUGGUGACAUUGUUAUUCUGAGGUGGUCGGACGCAAGGAAGUUGGUUGAUUCGGGCGUGGCUGAGAUAGUAUGAAGCCGGCCUAUCUUGCCAAUUUUCUCCGUCACGACUUCGCCAUAAAUGAUCCAACAGUCGCCUUCGAAGCUUCUCGUGAUAUUGUCCCUGAUGUUACGGUCAUAGCGGCCAUGACAACAGUGGACGAUCCACUUAGUAUCGGCUUCAUCAGGAGUCUGGUGUAUAGUCUACGAGACGAAAGGAUGGGUGGCCUUAACCAGGAGUCAUCUUGCCGCUCCAUAAAGAGUGUUAAUCCCAGCGAGAUAUCGCGGUGUUUAGGGAACAUCGCUGCGUUGAAGGAUGAUCAGGAGUGACCUCGGUGAUCUAUUUCUUAGGAACCUAGGCUACGGAACUUGACUGCCGAUAAACUCGCUUUGUUGUGGUCUAUUUAGAUACCCAAGGUGCUAGUAUGCCCAGCUAUGCUAGUUACCGAUAUCACCUUUGAGUUAACCUCUUAAGAAGUUGCUAGCUAGGAAACCAAUAUAUAAUCUGAAAGAGGACUUUUAUAUGAAGUCAUCGUAUCUAUAACUAAGGGGUAUCACCUCUCGAAUUGGAUAUCAGCUUACAAUAGCAAAAACAACGGUAGUCUAUGGUCGAAAAUGGCUACUCUACCCUGGUUAUCUCUUUAAAGUGAGGCAUUUAUACGAAUCCUCCAAGAGAUAUUCGUUAAAGUAGUUG
Messenger RNA from Daldinia loculata, 1502 nucleotides. Its product is annotated as GINS complex, Sld5 component. The transcript has 3 exons. The record is from RefSeq and is a predicted model, not a curated record. NCBI's taxonomy places the organism in Eukaryota, Fungi, Ascomycota, Sordariomycetes, Xylariales, Hypoxylaceae. The coding region runs from base 180 to 845 and encodes 221 amino acids. Gene Ontology annotation, cellular component: GINS complex. Gene Ontology annotation, biological process: DNA-templated DNA replication; double-strand break repair via break-induced replication.